Messenger RNA from Odocoileus virginianus texanus, 1882 nucleotides. Lineage: Eukaryota; Metazoa; Chordata; Mammalia; Artiodactyla; Cervidae. The record is from RefSeq and is a predicted model, not a curated record.
AGAAGAAAGCUUUCCAUGAGCCCACAAUUAAACGAACAAGUUGGUAUUCCACAUGCCUUUAUCAUCUAUUUUGUGGAUAACAUACAGGAGUUAUGCACACGCGCAGACACACACACCCCCACCCCCCACUCUCUCUCAUCUUUCCAGUCUUAAUCCCUGGCAGAUGCAGCCUCGGGUGAAAUGAGAAACCAGGGAACCCCCUGGAGCCGGGGGAGCCACUCAUCGGCAUGACCGUGAAAGCGGUGGACUCACUCUCCAAACCAGAGAAGCGCCUGGCAAACGAGCCACAAAGUCAUCUCAAGACCCAAGUCGGGAAAGGAAAGGGAGAACGAGAGAAAUAAGACAAACCAAAGGAGCCGCGACAGACUGAUCGGCCUAGGCCACCUCGUGAAGCCUGGCGGCAACCCGCCCCAGCCCUAGAAAAAGCAGGAGAACCAUGAGGCAGUAGCAGCCAUGCUGCCCUUCCUGCUGGCCACAUUGGGCACCAUGGCCCUCAACAACAGCAACCCCAAGGACUACUGCUACAGCGCCCGCAUCCGCAGCACUGUCCUGCAGGGCCUGCCGUUCGGGGGCGUCCCCACCGUGCUGGCUCUGGACUUCAUGUGCUUCCUUGCACUGCUGUUCUUGUUCUCCAUCCUCCGGAAGGUGGCCUGGGACUACGGGCGGCUGGCCUUGGUGACAGAUGCAGACAGGCGCCGGCAGCAGGAGAGAGCCCGAGUGGAACAGGAAUAUGUGGCCUCGGCUAUGCACGGGGACAGUCACGACCGGUAUGAGCGUCUCACGUCUGUCUCCAGCUCCGUCGACUUUGACCAAAGGGACAAUGUGAGUGUCCUCCCCCCAGCUUCUCAGCACCCCCUCCUCCGGGGCACGUGGGCUCAGCAGCCUUGGCUUCAGGUGAUGUGGAGUCAAGGGUCUAUGCGGUGGGGCCUUCUGCCCAGCAAGGGUGAUGCUCAUCCGAGAGCCACAAGGUAGCCCCCAGACCCAGAACUCGGGGCUCUGUCUUCCACGGCAGCCUCCAAACCAGCAGAGGUUGAACAUCUGUGGUUUCUAAAUGUCAUUUUCCCCAGUAGAGUUCUGUGCCCCUCUCCAGUGAUCAAUCCUAAGGACCUCUUUUUCCUUAGACAUUUUCCUGGAAGUAAUCAUGAACCUUCCAGGCCUGCUUAGCAAAACAUGCAGAAUCCAUUGUGCUGCUCAGCGGUUGCAGGCUGGUGGCCCCUGGCAAUCUGGGGCCAGAUGACCUGCUUGUAGAUUGGAGCUGAGGGGCGGGGCCCCUGUAGACAAGGCAUGUACUUGGGGAGACAUAGCAGACCCCAGGCCCCUUUAGAUCAGACCCAACACGCUGGCAUUACCUGUCUGGCCCCCUGUCAUUCUGCCAGGGUGAGAACGCUAACCCUGCUCAGAACUCUAAUCCUCAGGCUAUAGGGUGGCUCUGGUCAGUCCAGCUUAGGCUGGGGGCCCCGGGAGCAGCAGCUCCUGUGGCCCCCAUAGCAGAAGAAGCCUGUCAGCUUCCUGAGUUGGACUCAUACUGGUAAGUGACAAAGCAGAGGUAUCACCCCUCCCAGCCAGAGCUGUCCAGAUGGUCCCCAGACUUAGGUGAUGUUGGCAACAGAUAGCACGGUCCUGUAUCUUGGCUGGAAGUCUCUCAGUAGGAAGUUGGGUCAGGAUCUCUCUGCCCAGCCUUUCCCCACAUAGCCCCACCCUGCCCUGAGCGGGGUCUCUGUCUGAAGACAAGCCUGGGGGCUGGAGAGCAGGAGAUCACAGCUCACUGGGACCCUGGGAUGGUCCCUCUGAGGUAUUCUUGGGGUUUCCCACGUGCUGCUAGUGGUAAAGAACCUGCCUGCCAAUGCAGGAUUCACAAAAGAUGCAGGUUCGAUCCAUGGGU